Molecule: messenger RNA, 2512 nt
Organism: Phacochoerus africanus (Common warthog)
Lineage: Eukaryota; Metazoa; Chordata; Mammalia; Artiodactyla; Suidae
Gene: ATXN7L2
Product: ataxin 7 like 2
Exons: 11
Coding region: 51-2315 (754 amino acids)
Source: RefSeq, a predicted model, not a curated record
AGGGGGCCGCGCGGCGGCGGCGCCGGGGCGGGCGCGCGUCCGCGGCGGUGAUGGCGGUGCGUGAACGCGCGGCGGCAGCAAUGGCCGCUCUGGAGCGGCGGGUGCCGAGUCUCGAUGACUUCGCGGGACAGAGCUGGAGCUCGUGGGUGGAGCGGGCCGAGCUGCCUGCGGCCGACGGGGCUGAGUUGGAGGAGAGCAACAAAAACAUGAAGAAGUUGGAUGCCAUGACCCUCAUUAAAGAAGACAUGUCCAUCUUCGGGCACUGCCCUGCCCAUGAUGACUUCUAUUUGGUUGUGUGUAACCAUUGCAGCCAAGUGGUGAAGCCUCAAGCUUUCCAGAAGCACUGCGAAAGAAGACACGGGCCCCUCAGCAAGCUUUACGCCCGGGCCCCACCCCCACCUCCAGCCCCUGCCAGCUCUCAGAAAUGCCAUGUAGUGAAUGGGCAGGGCCCAGCUUACAGGGCCUCAGGUUCCGCCAAAACCUCCUCCAGGGAGAAGGGCCAGGGGUCCCGGAGCCGUGGCCACCAGCCUCCCGAGAAGACCCAGAAAGACAACCUCUGCCUUUUCGUGCCUGUGGUGAAUCUGGAGAAGAUGUCCAGUCUCCCGAAGCCCGACGGACACGGAAUCAGGGUGGCCCCGCCCUCUGCUUUCCUCAGCCAGCCAGGCAGCCUCGCCAAGGACUCCCCUGGAAAAAACCCCAUGGCACCCCCUUCUAAAGAACCUCCUGGCAGAGAAGGCAUUGAGAUAACCCCCAGCGAGGGCCUGAGUCACCGGGCUGAAGGCAGCCCCCCUGAAAAGGAGCCUGGUGGGACCAGGCUGCCCCCUAAAACCCACCGGAAGAUGGCUCGGAAGGAGUGCGACCUCAACAGGCAGUGCGGCGUAGUGAAUCCAGAGACCAAAAAGAUCUGUACCCGCCUGCUGACCUGCAAGAUCCACUCGGUGCACCAGCGCCGGGAGGUUCAGGGCCGAGCCAAGGACUUUGACGUGCUGGUGGCAGAGCUGAAGGCCAGCUCCCGCAAAGGGGAGUCUCCCAAGGAGAAGAGUCCAGGGCGCAAGGAGUCAGCUCUCGAGCGCCCCUCCCAGGAACCCCCCUCCUCAGUCCAGGCGGUGGCAGCAGCGGCUGCUCCCGGCAGCACCUUCUCUGCUCGCACCAAGCAGACCUACCCAUACUGUGCACUGCCCAGGUCCCGGGCCUCCUCUGAGAGUGAGUUGGAUGCCGAAGGCCCUGGUGGUGGUGAUGGGGACCCAGGCCUGUUUCCCUUCCCCCUGCCCCGGGGGGGGGCCCAGGCCUCCAGUGAGGAGAGCGAGGAGGAGGGCACAUCUGACGACCUCUGCCUCCCCACUGACUGCCACUAUGCAAGCCGGCCCCCUCGGCCACAGGCGUUCUGCACCUUUGGAAGCCGGCUGGUGAGUCCUGGAUGCUACGUGUUCAGCCGCCGGCUGGACCGGUUCUGCUCAGCACUGAGCUCCAUGCUGGAGCGGCAUCUCAGCUCACACAUGUGGAAGAAGAUCCCCCCUGCGGCUGAGCCUCCAUCCCACCUUGUCAGCUCCCCUCCGGCUGCUCCCCUGAGCCCAUCCUCUGCAAGCAGCUGCCCCCGGCUUCCAGGCCCACCCCCUAGACCCGCCUGCCCAGCCUCCAUGCCCCCUGCCAAGGACAGCCUAGUUCCCAGCUACCCUGCAGGCUCCCCCAGUGUGGCAGCCGCCUGCAGCCAGGCGGAAUGCAUGGGCGGAAGCCAGGCUAUCACCUCACCACUGCCUGCCAACACGCCGUCCCCGUCCUUCUGCAAGCUCCCGCCUUCCAAGGCCAGCAAGUCGUCCAAAGGCAAGGACGCGCUUGAGGUGGAGGCUCCUUCUCGAAAGCGGAAGUUAUCCCCUGGCCCCACCACUUUCAAACGGACCUGCAUCCUGGAGCCCACUGGAAAAGGCAAACCCCCUGGCUGCCGGGGCCUCUCGGCCAAGACUAAGACCGCUCUGGGCGUGGGGCUCAAUGGGACGGUGGGGCCGAGAGUGAAGCGAGCAGGGCCCCUGGACUGCCGGGGCCCCCCUCAUCCGCCCCCUACGCCGGUCAAGGCUUCUCAGCUGGACAGCCAGGGAGGGGCUGGACUCGCAGCCAAGGCCCUGCCGACCAGCUGCCUCUCCGAGGAAGAGGUAGCCAAGAAGCGGAAAAACCUGGCCACUUACUGCCGGCCAGUGAAGGCCAAGCACUGCCAGGCUGGUGCCCCCGCCGACGCGGCCUGCUCCGUGCGCCGCAAGAAGCCGGGUCCGGCCCUGGCCUUUGAGGACAAGUGUUCUCCACUGAAGUCAAAAGCCCAUUAACGAGAAAGUGCCUGCCCACUGCGAUGGAGACGCCAGCACCUCCUCCCCUCCAGAUCCGGGCCCCAGGCUGCUGCCGCUUUUUAUAACUUUAUAUUAUUUUUUUUAAGAAAAAAAAAAAACUCUUUAAAAUACCUCAAGACUGUCUCCCUGUUCUGUUGCUGCUAAGAAAAUACAAAAACAAACAUAGAGAAGGAAGC